Molecule: messenger RNA, 5586 nt
Organism: Spirometra erinaceieuropaei
Lineage: Eukaryota; Metazoa; Platyhelminthes; Cestoda; Diphyllobothriidea; Diphyllobothriidae
Source: the annotation of a GenBank genome assembly
GCCGGAUGCGAGGCAGCAGUCCUGACCCCGUAACAUUAGCCGUUGUCAGCCAGUCAUACCCAGUCCCGAAGCGUGGAACACCCGGAGCUCGACCCCGCAACCUGUUAAAAGUCCAACGCCUCUAACCACUGAACCAUGGACUCGUCGUCCUGUCGGUUGCGAUCAAGAAUAUACAAUAGUAGAGGGGCGCUCACCGAUUUUUUUUACAGAACUCACUAGUCCCGUUGUGCCUUGUCAUUGACAUAGCUUACGACAGGUUACUUCGCGUCAACCCAUUGUACUCGUACAUGGAAACCUUUAGUAAAUGGCGAACAUACAUCGGUUUCAUCCUGGUUGCGAAUGAGUCCACUGUCCGUUACUGCUUUUCCUUGUCAAUGACAAAAUUUAAGGCAGCUUUCUUCGAGUAAACUCAUUGAACCCUCCCCCUACGGACAUCUUUAGUAGAUGGUCAUCAUCCACCGGUCCCACCGUGGCAAGUAUGGGUCCCUUGGCAGUUACUUGGUUUCCUUAUCAUUGGCACAGCAUACGACAGGUUACAUUUCGUCAACCCAUUGCUAAAUUAAUCGGUUUCCUCGUCAUGGACAAAGCCUACAACACUUUCGCGUAAACCCAUUGCACCCCACUCGGAAACCAUUAGUAGACGGUCACCAUUCACUGGUCAUGCAAUGGUAGGGAUGGGUCCACUGCAGGCUGCUCGGUUUGCUUUUCAAUGACAAAUCUUACGCCAACUUCCUUCGAGUCAACUCAUUGUACCCCUCCCACACGGAAACCUUUAGAAGCCGGUCACCAUCCAUCGGUUAUGCCCUGGUAGGGACGGGUUCACUGUCACUUACUCGGUUUCCUUGUCAUUGACAAGGCCUGUCGAUGACUUCCUAUAUAACCCCUCGUUUUCAGUCUACCCACUGCACCGCUAGAGGGAAACCUUUAGUACACGGCCACCAUCUACCGGUUUAACUCUGUGGGGACGGAUCCGUUGUCGUUUUCUUAGUUUCCUUACCAGUGAGACACUUUAGUCCACUUUACAUCACCUUAUCCUCACCCACCCUUUCAACCUCGUAAAAAAUUGGUUGAUCUAUGAUACAGAGGUUGCAUAUCAAAUUUUUUAUACGAUUAAAAGGGUAUUGGAGAAAGGUUAUUGAGUGUUUCUACUUCCUUGCAGUUUACGGGCCAGCUGCACCGAAUAGGCCACCAUAAUAUUUUCUCCAGAAACGAGCUACUUCUGACUGAUUUCCGCCGCCGACAUCGGCAGUAUUGGAAGACAGCACCGUACGUCUUUAGCCUCUUUCUGUAUAGCUUAAUCAGCGUGUGGCACACACAGGCCUGGGCUGUUGGGAGUAACCUUUCCUGACAAUAUCUUAUGGCUUGUGGCAUGUCGCUCGCACUCCUAGUCUUAUUUACUGCCGUCAGCGAAUCGACUUGAGGGCGUCUAAAUCUGCAAUGGCUGGCGUAAUCGUUGGGAUUCUACAAUCAGAAUGCAUAAGUUACUUAGGUUUCUAAACUUAGUAGCUUAUUUUUCUAAGUCGUUAACUUCUUAUUUCUAUGGCAUUGUCCUGGCCUCCCUGAUGUCAAAUUUCGUCCUUCCUUUCAAUACUACCUUCGGUUAGGCGAACGACUUCUAAAUCUUACCUCUGUUGGCUUUCUGGACCGCUUAAUUGUGUUCCCCCGCAAUUUUUGUUGGUUGCAAUGCCGUUGGGUCGACAUUCUUUACUGGCCCAUCGAGGGUUGACGUGCCACUUCUGACCUUGGAAUGCAAUUGCUCAGACCGGCUCCUUUAUCUCUUACCUUGCGCAAGUCCCGCGAUAGCGCUAUACUUAGCUAACUUUAGUAUUUAGGCAUUGGUUAGCACAACUUAAAUUUUCCUGCUUAGUUCGAAGGUCAUGAAUGGGACUCAUUUAAACAUUUUUUUCGGGAAUGCAACCCGUUUCCGAAUGUUAACCUUUUAUCGCGCUCUCCUUUCCACCGCCCAGCCCCAUCCAUAAAACCCCUAUUAUCACCGGUCCCUUAUUAUGCGAUGACCUUGUUUCUGCUCUUUGAGUACGGUCGCAUACCGUGUCCUUGUUGUAAACCCCACUGCUUGUGACGCUCAUGCUAUGUUGGACGUUCGGAACCAUCUCGGUUUUUACUUCUCUUAUUACCUACAUUGUGCCCAACUUUCUACACUAGCUCUUUUCUUUUCAAGGAGUCUAUCCUCAUUGUUAAGAUGCGGAAAGGCCAACGUCUUAAGUUACGUGCCUUCGCCAAAAAGGGCUUUGGUAAGGAGCACGCCAAGUGGAAUCCCACAGCUGGGGUGGGUUUCGAAUAUGAUCCGGACAACGCGUUGCGCCACACUUUCCUACAGAAACCGGAGGAGUGGCCGCGAUCGGAGUACUCAGAACUGGAACCAGACCAGAGUCAGGCACCCUACGAUCCAUUUGGAAAGGUUGGUGACCUCUCUUUUUUGCUGAACCUAUCUGUUACCAAUGAGCACAUAACUGUCAGACUUCCGCUUUUUCAAAAACUUCGCGUCAAGUCGACUACGUUCCUCACCACACAGGCGCCACCGGCUAUCGCUCCAGCGGCCUUUUCUGUAUCGUAAUUACUCCUUCGACGGGUUGGUGUCACCAGCUCGAAAAUUCACGAGUAAAACUCGAUUUUUCCGAAGAACCUCUUCCUGUUUUCAUUAUAUCGACUCGGAAUGCCUACCACUUCUACUCUACAUAUAUAUAUAUAUAUAUAUAUAUAUAUAUAUAUAUAUAGCAGCAACGAGGGACGACAGAGAAUGCGGUUAGAUUGAUACAGUACUGUUUCGGGCUUAUUGUGCCUUCAUUCAGCCAAUCAUAACCCUGACCACCAGCAGCUGGGACCAGAAACACAAACAUGCGCACAGACGCACCUGGCGCAGUUGAUCCACCACUGGGGUCUACCAGAUGGGUCAUAAGCACUUCAUCGAACCGAAGUUCAUCAGUGCCUCGCCACCUGUCAUUCUCUGUCGCUGCAGAUCGGGUAUUUAUCAAUCAGGAAUGGGCGCACACCGAUCUAUUGGCUUCACAAAGCAAACAAGCUCCGUAUGUGUGGCAAAGGUCACGAACAGGCAACCAAUUACCAGGCCGAAGUCGGCCAAGUCAUAAUAGCAGCGAGGAGGGACGACAGAGAAUGCGGGUAGAUUGAUACAGCACUGUUUCGGGCUUAUUCUGCCUUCAUUCAGCCAAUCAUAACCCUGAUCACCAGCAGCUGGGACCAGAAACACAACUGGGCAGGUACUCAAUAGACCUGACUGUCAACCGCCUUUACGUUCGCCUAACGUACUUACAUCCGCACAAUUAUAUUACCGACAAAGACAAGGGAGACUGGAAUGGCCAUUUCUGGCUUAUUAGCCGUCAUCAGCCAAUCAUUCCCAAUCCCGGAGUGUGGAACAUCUGGGGCUCGAACUCGCGAUCUGUUAGUUAGAAGUCCAGCGCCUCUAACCACUGCGCCACGGGCCCGUUGUACUGUCCGUUACGGGGUUGGGUCUGACUGGCUGACGACGGCUUACAAGCUAGAAACGUCCAUUCCAGUCUCCCAAGUCUUUGUCGGUAAUAGCAUAGUGCCUAUAUCAUGCGCAGCUUUGUGGCUGCUGGUCGAUUUCGAGAGAACCCUUAAGGCAGAACAGAAUCGAGUGAUUUCCGUAAGAACGAUCGGUGAACGUCCCUCUACCAUUGUAUAUUCCCGAUCGAAACUGACAGGAAAACGGGUCCGUGGCGCAGGGAUUAGAGGCGUUGGACUUCUACCUAACAGGUCGUGAGUUUGAGCCCCAGGUGUUCCACACUUCGGGGUUGGGUAUGACUGGCCGACGACGGCUAUUAAGCCUGAAAUGGCCAUUCAAGUCUCCCUUAUCUUAUUCGGUAACGCUAUUCUGCAUACAUAUGCAUAUCCAACCUUUUUAGUGCUGUGCCUGCUGCUGGCUUCGAUUCAUAUCUUCAGCGUCACAAAAAACUGUUCUGACACGCCAGAUAAUGAGGUUCAAGUCUGCAAAAUAUUCUGUAAAAAUAUAUUGAAUUGGAAUGGUCUCGUAAACUAUUCCCACUGGAUGCCAAUAUUUGGCAGGAAUUUGCUCCUUUUAGCGAUAUUGUAUCUUGGCAAGCCUAACCAGAGCACAUGGACCAUAAACCUUGGGGUAGUCCGAAGACCAGGUUAGACCUAUGCUCUCCGAACAAUGAUUGCGCGGGGCAGUUUUAAUGAAGGUGCGGCUUCCCAUAGUUCCUGAAUUUGAAGAUGGCCGUCUUCAUCUGCCCUUCGUACGCAAGAGGCUCCGGUCCCACUAUUGUGCUGGAUGCUGGCGAGUAAAACCUUAUAAGUAGACUGGUUACAUUUUUUAUAUCGCAAUAUCGCACUGGAGUGAAUUUUUUUAUACGCAACUAAUCUGUUCGGUCGGUAUCCAGCCGCACCUAAAGGUACUGUCGUUGCGUAGUCUGUAACUGCUUAGGCUAUGGACCCUAUGGUCUUCAUACUUAGCAAUGCUCCCAAACCGGACUGUGCUGUAAGUACGCUGGACUAUAAAGAGGAUAGAAUUGACUCACGGCAAGCAUUGAUUAGGAUGCGUAGAGUCCGCGAGAGCCUUUGCUACUGCCGUACAUGGGGAUUGGGUGACACGCCCAGGCGCUGGCCUUUACGCCGCGUCAGGCACUGCGCCCAAUCCCGUCACCAGCUGCCGGAUACCUGGACAGUCCACUGAUGCUGAAAGAGAAAAGAGCCGGAAUGAGACCGACAUUGGGGAAUCCAUCUUUACGGCACGUCAGCCCAUUUUUCACUAUAAUAUAGCUAACGCGUUUGAAUCAGUCACGAUGCGCCAAGAGUUGUAGUUUUGGAGGUGGCCAACUGAGAGGCAACUCAUCCUUCUCGGGACGGAGGGUCGGACUGCAAAGCUCCCUUCGAGCCAUAGUCCUUACGACACUCGUGAGGCCCUAACCGCCCUCGUGAAAGCCUGGUACAUGUUGUGGAUCCAAGCCAUGUGUGAAGUGCGAGACAGGCUUUUUAACUAUAUAAAUCCCGGCGCCAGAGCCCACCUACAAUCGUCUUGGCACUGUCUUGUUAUCGAAGUCAGGUGGGUUAAGAGGGAGUAUGGUAGGUGCUUCGCAAGUCUGCUUCACUUUAAAUUAAUUCACGCGCAAGUCGCGGUGCGGAGCCCACUCCUUGACGUACACAGUGGACGUCGCAUGCCACGGUCGAACUACCAUAUUGUGAUAAUAGAAUAGAGAUGACACUCAAAAAUCUCCAAAAUGUUGCAAAGAAUGUCAUCAAUAACGUGACCGUCGGCCACAUCUUAGCAAAGCAUAACAAUUUGGUGAAACCUGCAGUAAGUGAAAAAUUUUGAAACGCAAAUCGUUUCAUGGGCUGAAGUCCUUGGUUUGUAAGGCUUUUUGGCGAGUAAGAUGUCUCUUUUUGCCUUCAGUGAUGUUUGUCUUGACGCUACCUCCCUUCAGUUUUGACCUUGGUUUCCUUCAGCCCUCGAAAUUCUACAUAACAGUUGAAUCGUGUGGCUCACUCAAGGCCAAAAACAUCAUCUUCUCGGCUCUCCGCGUUCUGAAGGAGAAGUUGACAACCCUUCACGACAAUCUACCGCCAGAGUGA